Molecule: messenger RNA, 1132 nt
Organism: Leptinotarsa decemlineata (Colorado potato beetle)
Lineage: Eukaryota; Metazoa; Arthropoda; Insecta; Coleoptera; Chrysomelidae
Product: mpv17-like protein
Cellular component (GO): cytoplasm; membrane; mitochondrion
Source: RefSeq, a predicted model, not a curated record
ACUGAUUAUAAUGUUGAUGAAGGUCAGUAUCAGUAGAUUAUGAAAUUAAUGAAAUUGAUUAAGUUUUCAAAAUUGGCAGAAUACCCUUGGCUAUGUCCUUCGUGUCGCAGCUAUUAAUAUUUUAUUUUUUUUAUCGAACUAAAAAGUGAUUCAAUAUAUUUCAACAUGACAGUAAUAUUUUCAAAAAUUGUGGCUCUCACCAGACAUUACCCUGUAGUGAGAGGGAUGAUUUCCUAUGGAAUGAUAUGGCCAACUUCUUGUAUUAUUCAACAAACUAUCGCAGGUAAAACUUUGGAAAAUUAUGACUGGAUGCAGGCGUUACGAUACAGUUUGUAUGGAUGUUUUAUUACUGCUCCUACACUUUAUGCUUGGAUCAGAAUAUCUUCAGUUCUAUGGCCAGGUACAAAUUUGAAGACCUCCAUCACAAAAGUGAGUUUUGAUAAACGUAAAUUUCUGAAUUUCAGACAGCUUACACACAAAUGCAAUGCGAAGGACUCAUGCAAUUAUAUUGCGUUUGGGUCACCUUUUAUGCAACACUCUUCAUUUCGAACUCUUCCCGUUAUUUCAGAGCAAAUGCUCCAUAUGCAUUUCGAUUUAUUAUCAGAAUGGGUGGGAGCUUGUGUUUGGCCAGUUGUUCAAACAAUAAAUUUCUGUUAUAUACCUGAGAAAAACAGAGUACCCUUUGUAAGUGUCUGCAGCCUAGUAUGGUGUUGUUUUUUAGCAUAUAUGCAUCAAUUAGAAAUUGAACACAAAGAGUUGGAGCUCACAAAGUCUUUGAAGAAUUGAUGUAGGUACACUAUAGGACAAUUUAGUUGAAUUGAUAAAUAUAAAUUUCAUCUAGAAAAAUUUAUGUAAAUUUGUACAUUCAUAUUUUGGAAAUUGUGAUGUUAUUUAUUUUUUAAAUGAAUAAAAUAUUUGGUUUUAUUUUUCAUUCAAUUCAAGAAUCUUGCUUCAAUUCCACUCAUGAUAUGAAUUUUCAUAUAAAAAAUAUCGGCGACAAAACCAACGCUGUUUCGACUCUUGCUAGUUCUCGAUAUAUGACAACUUGAUGUCACUUCACUCUGUCAAUCAAAUCAAAAAUAUUUAUGUGAAGUGUCAGUUUGAAGUUCUAUGACUAUAUUUCCAAUACUUU